UCCCUCCACACAUUUUUCUGUUUGUUUUUCUAUUUAUUCUCGUUCUUUUAAACGUCCCUUUUCUUUGAUUACUCAUUUUGCUUUUUACAUUACCAGAUCGAUCAGAAGCAUUAGAGAGAAUUUUGAGAGGAUUGGGACAGAAAGACAGGGUUGUAGGGCAGGAGAAAAAUGGAAGAAAAAAGCUUUGAGAAAAUUGAGGCAAAAAUUUAGAGAGGAGGUAAAUAAAUGGAGGGGAAGGGAGGGGAAGGGGAAGGGGAAGGGAUUGAUCGAAGAAAAAAAAAGAUUUUUCAGCUUUUUAAAACUAACCGGCUGACUGGACUGUUGUAUAUGUGUGUGUGUUUAUUGCAAAUAAGAAUGGGAACUUUGGGUGGGUGGAGGAGGAGGAAAGAAGGAAGGAGAUAAGGAAAGAAGAAGAAGGGAAGAAGAACACUAUUAAACAACAUUAAUUUAUCAAAGCUUCUUCCAUUAAGCUUCUUUUACCUUUUCCCUGUCUGGGACUUGAUUAAAUCCAGAUUUAUCUGAAAAGGAUGACGCUUUAUAUUUUAUUUUUGCAUGUUCUUUUAAAUUGGAUUUUAUUUGGAAUUAUUUUAUUUUGACUUUUUAUUGGUCUAAGGCAUCUGCUGGACAUUAUCUCGAGUAAACGAUGUCUAUUCUCGAAAAAAAUAUUUUUGUAGACUCCGAAUAUUUGUCGAAAAUGUUGAAUUAAAUCCCUAUCUCUCUCUCUCUCAAAUAAUUACCCUUCCAUUGAGAGAUUAAAACAAUAAUGACACUAUGGGAGUAUCUUCCUGCAUGCCGUCCCGGUUCGGAUCUGAAACCACGCCAUCCCGAAGAUCCUUUGCGGUCAUACGGUGAGAUACUUCCAAAGUACCGCAAUAAUUACUCUGAGUAAUUAUUUUAGUAUUUACAGUAGUAUCUUUGCAUAUAAGACCCCUUCGGAUGUUAAGAACGAUCGUUUUGAAUUUCUGUUUUUGAGAAUCUUCCUUACUUAACUGUGU
Meloidogyne enterolobii is the source of this 995-nucleotide messenger RNA. Lineage: Eukaryota; Metazoa; Nematoda; Chromadorea; Rhabditida; Meloidogynidae. The record is from the annotation of a GenBank genome assembly.